Molecule: messenger RNA, 633 nt
Organism: Penicillium vulpinum
Lineage: Eukaryota; Fungi; Ascomycota; Eurotiomycetes; Eurotiales; Aspergillaceae
Exons: 4
Coding region: 1-633 (210 amino acids)
Source: RefSeq, a predicted model, not a curated record
AUGUAUCGCCUUUUUUUCUCGUUCGUCGUGGCACUCUGCCUGUACACGCGCUGGACGGUCGCCGCUUUAACCGCCGGUGAAAUUGCUAACUCUCUCAAUGAACUGGCACAGCAAGGAUUCGCUGCCAAGGAUCUCGUAUUGGAAAUCAAUUCUACUGCAGACGCUGGGCCUAUUCCGGAUAUCUACACUGAAAUAGACACAAUGAUCUUUGUGGUUCUAACAAAUGUAAAAUUCAUGGUAAACACACCGAUCAUUACCGAUCAGGCAGAGGAGCAAGAGGUCUAUGAGGGAUACUCAAAUUUUGUACAAUCCCUCCUCGAGCUCAUGAACGCCUUUUCGAGCAGCGCAGCCCAGCUGAAAUCCAUCAACCAAACAACCAAGAACAAAGUUCCCUCUGAAAUUCGUAUCUUGCAAAGUGCCGUUGACGCCUACUUCUACAACAUCAUCGGUCUCUUCCCAGCCAAAAGCUCGUACAAUAUCCAGGCCAACAACCAGAAAGCCCAGGUGGAUACGCAUUGCUUCCAGGCUGUCUGGGCAUUUGAUCUUGGUUCUAGCAAUGGUAAUGAGGCUACUCAUCAAGCACACAGAAACAGCUCCCUUCACUCUCGAUGGAUGAAGCGCGGUUCCUGGUGA